AUGAAUGUGUCGAUUGCAAGUUGUUCCAAUAAGCAUGAGUAUUCGGUCAGCUUUUCACAGGCGGAAACAUGUUCAUCAGCUCCAAAACUCAAUGAAGAACAGGAAGAAAUAGUGCAAAAGCAAGUGCCAGCGAGUAACUUCAAACGGAUAAAGCUGCAAGAAGAGUUGCGAAAAAACUGGGAUAAAUUUUAUUUGCGAAAUAAGAGUAAUUUCUUCAAAGACAGAUGGUGGACACAGCACGAACUUGAUGGAUUGUUGAAGCAGCACGUCAAUUUAGAGGAUAACCUGAAUUUUCUGGAAGCUGGAUGUGGUGUUGGCAAUCUACUUUUCCCUCUGAUGCAUCUUUAUCCGCACUGGAAUUUCUACGCUUUUGACUUCUCCGAUAACGCCAUUCGGCUACUACGUGAACGUAGUAAAACGAGCAAUCUGUUAAUCAGGACUGCAGUUGCAGAUUUGACAUGCGACGGCUUUUCUCUAGACUUUCCAGCAGCUGAUAUAAUAUCAUUAAUUUUUGUUCUCAGUACAAUCCCACCUUAUAAGCAGCAACAAGCAGUGAAGAACUUAUUCAAUUUAGCGAAAAUUGGAGGUAUAGUGUUUCUUCGUGAUUACGGCAUCAACGACCACGCUAUGCUUCGAUUUGGGCGAGAAUGCAAAUUGGAUGAGCGGUUUUAUGCAAAACAGGAUGGAACAAUGACUUACUAUUUCAAAUUAGAAGAACUGGACAAGCUGUUCACCCAACAAGGUUUUCACAAAGUAAUAAGUAUAUAUCUAUUACGAAAAACCAUCAACCAUCAAAAAGAUGUUUCAGUUAACCGAGUAUUCGUGCAAGCUGUUUAUACUAAGCCCUUUUGA
Messenger RNA from Cercopithifilaria johnstoni, 852 nucleotides. Lineage: Eukaryota; Metazoa; Nematoda; Chromadorea; Rhabditida; Onchocercidae. The record is from the annotation of a GenBank genome assembly.